Molecule: messenger RNA, 992 nt
Organism: Gloeophyllum trabeum ATCC 11539
Lineage: Eukaryota; Fungi; Basidiomycota; Agaricomycetes; Gloeophyllales; Gloeophyllaceae
Exons: 3
Coding region: 1-861 (286 amino acids)
Source: RefSeq, a predicted model, not a curated record
AUGCCCCGCCGCGCCCCCUCCUCGAGCGACUCCGAGUCGGACAAUGACGCACCCGAGUCGCUCACCCUCUCGCAAUCCAAGAAGGCCGCGCAGACUCGCGCGCAGGACGUCGAGCGGUUCCGCGCGGCGGAGCAGUGCAGGCGGAAGGACAAGAACAGGGAGCGGGAGCGGAGGAUGAAGGAGAGGGCGGGGACGGGGGUUUCUGUCGCACUAGAAGAAGAGGGGGAAGGGAUUGAGGAGGAGGAGGAUGGAGAGCAGGGAGAGAGGGCGGACCUCGAGGCGAGGAUGCAGCGCGCGAUGGAGGAAGCCGCUGGCGAGUCCGGCUCCGACCUCGAGGAGGCGGCGGACGAGUUUAUGGAAGGCGUCGCCGAGGACGAAGACGAACACUCGAUGUCCGACAGCGAAGAACACGACUCUGGCUCUGAAUCUGAAGCUGACGGCGGCUCUGGCGUGCCCAAAGGUGAAGAUGAAACCGCCGAGCCCCCCGCGAACCGAAAUUACCUCCCCGACCACCUCUUCGCCGCCGCCUUCUCCCAGUCCGCAUCCGCAUCCGCAUCCCGGCCCAAAGCCUCAAAAACGAAAACCCAAGCGCGCAACACCCAGCCCAAGCGGCGCAAGACUGCAAACAAAGCAAAGGACACCGUCAUCGGGUCCCGCGCAGUCCGCGUGCUCCCCAAGCCCUCGCAGCAGGCACUCCUCGGCGCAUCACACACCGUACCGUCGAAGAAGGUCCAGAAGUUCGUCGACCGCAGUCUGAACCUCAAGGGCCGCAACCCGAGCAAGAAAGGAUGGCAGCGCAAACCCGCGAACAUAGGCGUACUGAAGCGAACCGGGCCUGCACCCAGUUUCGCCCGGCAAUGAUCUCUUCAUUUACUGUACCGCAUAUACCUACACCGGCCGGGAAUGUCCAAGUAGGCACGGAACCAAAAAAUCUGUAUACUGUACCUCGGAUGACUUUUCCCUUACCAAAGAUGACUGAGGGUGAUGCGGAC